AUGUUGGGCUUCAGGAUGGACUUCAGCAUGCUCCUGGAGCCUCUAGGCUUUGUUAAGGUCCUUGAAUGGGUUCUUGCCAUCUUUGCUUUUACCACAUGUGGAGGCUUUCAAGGUGAAACUGCUCUUUUAGUUUCCUGCGAAGGUGUGGUAAACAAAACAAUUACAGCUUCUUUUGCUUAUCCAUUCAGGUUGAAUACUGUUGUAUUUAGUGCACCAGACCCAAAAGGCUGUGGUGGUACUUGGACUGAUGUUUACCUCAUGGGCAACUUCUCCUCUUCUGCUCAGCUCUUUGUUACAUUGGCAGCGUUGGUGUUCCUCUACUGUAUUACUGCCCUUGUGGUUUAUGUUGGAUAUAACCACGUGUAUCAGCAAAAUAACAAAUUUCCACUAACUGACUUGGCAAUCAGUGUCUUGACAGCCUUUUUGUGGCUGGUCAGUACUUUUGUUUGGGCAAAGGCGCUUGCUGACAUCAAGGUGUCCACAGGAGCCAGCAUUAUUCCAGGAAUUGAUUCUUGCAAAGCACCAGGAACAACUUGCCAUUUUCUUUCUGUGACCAACAUGGGAGUUCUGAAUGUGUCUGUGGUGUUUGGCUUGCUUAAUAUGAUUUUAUGGGCAGGAAAUGCUUGGCUGAUAUACAAGGACACCAACUUGCACAACCAAUGGAAGAGAAUUUCUGAAAGUCCAACUGAAAGGGUAUAA
Molecule: messenger RNA, 699 nt
Organism: Poecile atricapillus (Black-capped chickadee)
Lineage: Eukaryota; Metazoa; Chordata; Aves; Passeriformes; Paridae
Product: synaptophysin-like protein 1
Exons: 5
Coding region: 1-699 (232 amino acids)
Cellular component (GO): synaptic vesicle membrane; synaptic vesicle
Source: RefSeq, a predicted model, not a curated record